AUGGGCAGACAACAUAGCUUUCCUUUCCUUGUUGCAAUUCUCACCUAUCUCUUUACUUCAUCUUUAUCAAAUGCAGCACAUUAUAAUGUCCUAUAUUAUGGAGCCAAGCCUGAUGGCAGAACUGAUUCCACAAAAGCCUUUCUUGCUGCCUGGAUACAAGCUUGUGGAUCAGUUAGGCCAGCCACCGUGUAUGUGCCUGCAGGGAGGUUCUUUCUGCGAAAUAUAGUGUUCCAGGGUCCAUGCAAGAAUGGUGCGAUAUUUUUUCGCAUAGUUGGUACACUUGUGGCUCCAUCAGAUUAUCGAGUUAUUGGUAAUGCAGGGAAUUGGCUUUUAUUUCAGUUCGUCAAUGGUGUUACAGUUUAUGGUGGAGUUCUUGACGGACAAGGUCCUGCUUUGUGGGCUUGCAAGGCAUCUGGCAGGAAUUGCCCCACCGGUGCCACUUCACUGGCGUUUUCCAAUUCAAAUAAUAUAGCAAUCAGUAGACUAAUUUCACUGAACAGCCAAAUGUUCCACAUUGUCAUCAAUGGCUGCCACAACGUGAAAGUGCAAGGUGUGACCGUGUCUGCCUCUGGCAACAGCCCCAACACCGAUGGCAUUCACGUACAAUUGUCGAGUAGUGUCGCAAUCCUCAACUCCUGGAUUGGAACUGGCGAUGAUUGUAUCUCAAUCGGUGCUGGCACCAGUAAUAUGUGGAUUGAAAGAGUCGCAUGUGGCCCUGGCCAUGGAAUCAGUAUUGGGAGCCUGGGAAAGGAACUUCAAGAGCCAGGAGUAGAGAAUGUGAUUGUUAAAUCUGUUGUAUUUACUGGAACUCAGAAUGGAUUGAGAAUCAAGUCUUGGGCCAGGCCUAGCAAUGGCUUCGUGAGAAACAUACGUUUCCGAGAUGCUGUUAUGAAAAAUGUCCAGAACCCAAUUAUCAUCGACCAAAAUUACUGUCCUAACAACAUAAACUGUCCUAAUCAGGAAUCUGGAAUUAAAGUGAGUGAUAUUACAUAUCAUGGUAUCUGGGGAUCAUCAGCAACACCAGUGGCAGUGAAGUUUGAUUGUAGUAGGAAGAGCCCAUGCACUGGAAUCUAUCUGGGGGAUGUGAAUCUGACAUACAGGAAUCAGCCAUCUGAAGCAUCAUGCAAAAAUGCCGAUGGAGUAGCUAUUGGUUUCGUUCAGCCAAGUAGCUGUCUGUAG
Manihot esculenta (cassava) is the source of this 1179-nucleotide messenger RNA. RefSeq names its product polygalacturonase. NCBI's taxonomy places the organism in Eukaryota, Viridiplantae, Streptophyta, Magnoliopsida, Malpighiales, Euphorbiaceae. The coding region runs from base 1 to 1179 and encodes 392 amino acids. The record is from RefSeq and is a predicted model, not a curated record. The transcript has 4 exons. Gene Ontology annotation, biological process: carbohydrate metabolic process. Gene Ontology annotation, molecular function: polygalacturonase activity.